Helobdella robusta is the source of this 1512-nucleotide messenger RNA. RefSeq lists its product as hypothetical. Gene Ontology annotation, biological process: extracellular matrix organization; proteolysis. Lineage: Eukaryota; Metazoa; Annelida; Clitellata; Rhynchobdellida; Glossiphoniidae. Bases 1 to 1512 code for a protein of 503 amino acids. The record is from RefSeq and is a predicted model, not a curated record. The transcript is spliced from 13 exons. Gene Ontology annotation, cellular component: extracellular matrix. Gene Ontology annotation, molecular function: metalloendopeptidase activity.
AUGUGCCAGCCCUAUCGAAGCUGUAACGUUAACGAAGAUACGGGCUUGAACUUGGCCUUCACCUUAGCACACGAAAUUGGCCACAAUUUCGGAAUGCCCCAUGACACUGAAGAGAAUGGAUGCUUGCCCUCACCAUCUUCAUCCUCCUUAAUGAGCGUUAUGUCGUCGAAAUUGAACUUACGCACCAGCCCGUUCAUCUGGUCCGAGUGUAGCAGGCGAUCCAUCACGGCAUUCCUCGACAACAACAACAACAACAAUAAUAAUAAUGAUAAUAAUAAUAACAAUAAUAAUAAUAAUAAUAAAGAUGAUUUUGUGGACGAAGUUGAAGGGGCACUGCAUCUCUUGCCUGGCUUCAUGUACGAUGUACACCAACAAUGCAGACUGCAAUUCGGCAAUCGAGCUGACCGUUGUCAGAAUCUGACGGACGACAUUUGCCGGACGCUGUGGUGCCAACUUGGGGAUCACUGCUUCACUAAAAUGGAACCAGCCGCAGAGGGCACAUUGUAUACACAUAUGAUUGUUAUUACACAGUGGUGUCUAAAAAGUAAAUGCACUGAGAUCACAGAGUUGACCCCUCCAAGACACGGAGAAUGGGGUAGUUGGGGCCAGUGGUCUUCAUGUAGCCGGAGCUGUGAGGUCGGAGUUCAAGUCCGGGUCAGAGCGUGCGAUAACCCCGAGCCACUUCAUGGUGGUAAGUAUUGCACGGGCGAUAGGAAACAGUACAAGAUUUGUAACAUCCAUCAUUGCCCGUCAUCAUCAUCGUCGUCAUCGUCAUCACCACCUGCUUCGUUACUGUCGAUGAGAUUAGAUCAAUGUUCAUCGUUCAACAAGGUUCCAUACAAAGAAAGGUUCUACCAAUGGGUGCCUGUUUAUUAUUCUGGUGGGAAAAACCCAUGUCAGUUACACUGUCGACCGGCUGGCCAGUACUUUAGCGUCAUGUUGAGUGAUAAGGUCCUGGAUGGUACCUUGUGUACGAUGAGUGGCCGAGAUAUCUGCGUGGGAGGAGAUUGCAAGGCGGUGGGUUGCGAUUGGAGAUUAGACUCGAACAAGACAGAUGACGCUUGCGGUGUGUGUGGUGGCGACUCUAGCGGCUGUCGCACCGUCGUUGAACGCUUGGACAUAGCUGCUAAUAAUACCUCCUACUUGGGGUACGUAGAUGUCGGGAGGGUUCCUUUGGGGGCCAGUCACAUCUUUAUCAAAAUAAAAUACACACUUAUUAAAUGCAACAGGUACUGGUUGAAUGGUAAUUGGCAUAUACAAUGGCCUAGUCAAUACGAAGUAUUUGGUACUGUGAUGAAAUACGAACGUAGAAGAAAUAAAGAAACCUUAGAUAUUCCUGGACCUGUCAACCAAACAUUCUACAUUGCCGUUAUAUACCAGUCGGCCAAUCGACCAAUCACAGUGCGGUAUACCCUCCCUAACCCUGGCCCUCCCAAUCAGAGAAGGCCUAACCUCAUCUGGCAGCAUCUUGAUUGGUCGCCAUGCACCGCCACAUGCGGAAACGGUCUGUAG